AUGGCCGCUGCAAUCAAGGCAAUCAAUGCUAAGAUCCGUUCCAACAAGGUUCUGGAUUAUGUCUGCUCAACACACUUCUGGGGCCCUGUCUCGAACUUCGGUAUCCCCAUGGCUGCUGUGAUGGACACUCAGAAGGACCCUGAAAUUAUCUCCGGACAGAUGACUGCUGCGCUCACAGUCUACUCCGCAACCUUCAUGCGUUACGCCCUCGCUGUCUCUCCCAAGAACUACCUCCUCUUCGCCUGCCAUGCCAUCAACUUCUCCGCUCAGCUGACCCAAGGAUACCGUUACCUGAACUACUGGAACUGGGGAGGCCGGGAAGCCAAGCUCGCAGAGGCCGCCAAGCUGGGCAAAGAAGCCGCUACCAAAGCCGGCGCGUAA
Aspergillus thermomutatus is the source of this 381-nucleotide messenger RNA. RefSeq names its product pyruvate transporter MPC1. Gene Ontology annotation, biological process: pyruvate import into mitochondria. The coding region runs from base 1 to 381 and encodes 126 amino acids. The transcript is spliced from 4 exons. NCBI's taxonomy places the organism in Eukaryota, Fungi, Ascomycota, Eurotiomycetes, Eurotiales, Aspergillaceae. Gene Ontology annotation, cellular component: mitochondrial inner membrane. The record is from RefSeq and is a predicted model, not a curated record.